AUGUCCCGCCCCGUAGACCUCUCCAUGUCCUCCGUCAAGAACCACUCCCCCCUCAACCCGGGCGGCUCAGGCGGCUUCACCCCCGUCUUCGAGGCCUCCCCCGCCGUCUCCCCGGCCAGCUCACGUCGCCCCUCCAUCUCGCAGCCCGUCGCAAGGAGGCCCUCCGAGUCUGCCUCUGCCUCCCGACGCCCCUCCAUGAACCAGUACUACAGCAGCUCCCAGCAGAUCCCCCAGCAGAUCUCCCAGCCCCAGCAGGCCCUCUCCCGUCGGUCGUCCAUGGCCUCCGGGCCGCGACCGAUCCGAAGGGGCGAAUACUCGGGCCCUGCUACCCCCUCCGUCCUUUCUCGAGCGGGAUCGCCUACCUUGCCUUUGGGCAACGAGUUCACCCAGGCGCCCAGGUCGUACUUUGAAGGUGCGGCCGGAUACACCCCAUUGGGGGGCGUGCGGGAGUUGCGCAAUGGCCAGUUCAUCGGCUCUCUUGAUUGCGGUACCACCUCGACCCGAUUCAUCAUCUUUGACAAGCGCGCAAAGAUUGUUGCCGAGCACCAGACCGAAUUCGAGCAGAUCCUGCCCCAUGCAGGCUGGCACGAGCAUGACCCCGAGGCCCUCGUCGAGGCCAUGAAUGAGUGUAUCAUUCGCGCCGUCGAAAAACUCGAAUGGAUGGGCUGGUCGAGGAACAGUUUGAAGGGUAUCGGUAUCACCAACCAACGUGAGACUACCGUCUGCUGGUCUCGCUCUACCGGCAAGCCCCUCGCCAAUGCCAUCGUUUGGGACGAUGCUCGUACCGUCAGUGUCGUCAAAGAGAUGGAGAAAAAGCUCGACGAAAUUGGUAUCCGUAUUGAGAGUGCCGAAGAGGACGCCAGAACCGCAGACACUGCGCUCACAGAGGAAGUUGUUCUCGGUACUGGCGGCGAGGAUGCCGCGUUUGGUGACAAGGGCGAGGUUGUCGACCAGGCCGCAGGAGUCACCGGUAGCAUCGGCAAGGCCAUGGAGGGGCUCGGUAUCGGCGGUGGCAAGGAUGAAAAGGAGCCUGUGGUCAAGGGCACAAAAUUCAGGAAGGGUAAAGAGGGUCUCGUUGACGUCACUGGUAUCCCCAUGUCUACCUACUUUUCUGCCAUCAAGCUUCGAUGGAUGAUUGACCACCAGAAAGCCGUUCGUACCGCUCACGAGACCGACGACUUGAUGUUUGGUACCGUCGACACUUGGCUCGUCUACAACCUCACUGGCGGUAAACAAGGCGGUCUCCACAUCAUGGAUGUGACCAAUGCCUCCCGAACCCUCCUUAUUUCUCUCAAGACCCUCCAGUGGCACCACCCCCUUCUCGAAUUCUUUGGCCUUCGAGCCUCCAUCCUUCCCAAGAUUGUCUCGUCUUCUGAACACUAUGGCAACAUUCACGAGUCGACCAACCUCCCUAUCCCCGGUGUCCCCAUUGCCGGUAUUAUUGGUGACCAGCAGGCUGCCUUGGUCGGAAACAAGUGUUUACGGAAGGGUGAGGCCAAGUGCACUUAUGGCACUGGUGCUUUCGUCUUGUUCAACACUGGCGAAGAAAUUGUCAGGAGCAACUAUGGGUUGAUCUCGACCGUGGCUUUCCAGCCUGGUCCUGAUGCCAAGCCUGUGUAUGCGCUUGAAGGUUCCAUCGCUGUUGCCGGCUCUGCUAUCAAGUGGCUCCGAGACCAAAUGGACCUCAUCGAGGACUCUUCCGAGAUGGACAUUCUUGCCGGGUCCGUCCACGACACUGGGGGUGUCUACUUUGUGACCGCCUUCUCUGGCCUCCUCGCCCCUUAUUGGGACCGUGAAGCUUCUGGUACCAUCAUCGGUAUCACUGCCUACACCACUUCGGCCCACAUCGCCCGUGCUACCCUUGAAUCCGUCUGCUUCCAGACCCGUGCCGUCCUCGACGUCAUUGAAAAGGAAUCCGAGUCGAAACUUUCUACCCUCAAGGUGGACGGUGGUGUGACAAAUUCAGACUUGGCGAUGCAAUUGCAGGCCAACUUGGGUGGCUUCAACGUCGCCCGUCCUUCGAUGCGAGAGUCGACUGCUUUGGGAUCGGCACUGUUGGCUGCUAGCGCGCUCGGCCUCUUUGGUUGGGACUUGAGCAAGCCCGAGACCCUCAGCGAGGUCAACACUGCUGGUGUCCACACUUUCGAGCCCGAGCUUCCGGAGAAGAGCAGAUUGAAGAGGGUCAAGGGCUGGAACAGAGCCGUCAGCAGGGCCAGCAAGUGGCAUGAAGAGGACAGUGAUGAUGAGGAUGAAGAAGAGUACGAAAAGUCGAUGGGGUUUGAACGGAUCAACAACUAG
Messenger RNA from Cryptococcus wingfieldii CBS 7118, 2298 nucleotides. RefSeq names its product glycerol kinase. Gene Ontology annotation, cellular component: mitochondrion. Lineage: Eukaryota; Fungi; Basidiomycota; Tremellomycetes; Tremellales; Cryptococcaceae. Gene Ontology annotation, molecular function: glycerol kinase activity. Gene Ontology annotation, biological process: glycerol-3-phosphate biosynthetic process; glycerol metabolic process; triglyceride metabolic process. The record is from RefSeq and is a predicted model, not a curated record. The transcript is spliced from 6 exons. The coding region runs from base 1 to 2298 and encodes 765 amino acids.